AUGAGUAUUGGAUAUUAUGGCAUUGAUAGUGAAAACAAUACACUGCCACCCGUCUAUGGUUAUCUCAGUUCAUCACUCGUAUCAUUGGAAGUAUCACUUGACAAAAUCAUACCACUCAUCGACAAUCCACAGCACUAUAUUGCAAUCGCGAAACAACACUGUCAUUCGUCGCAUCUGUUAACAAAAGAUGAGCCAGCAGCCAUGUAUUUGUACACGAUGGAGUGGGGUGAUCAUAGCUUCUACUGGAUAUUGAACAAAGCACUACGAGAUGAGAAUCGUUCGGCGUUAAAGCCGUGA
Messenger RNA from Didymodactylos carnosus, 297 nucleotides. The record is from the annotation of a GenBank genome assembly. NCBI's taxonomy places the organism in Eukaryota, Metazoa, Rotifera, Eurotatoria, Philodinida, Philodinidae.